Anarrhichthys ocellatus (wolf-eel) is the source of this 1947-nucleotide messenger RNA. RefSeq names its product alpha-1,3-mannosyl-glycoprotein 4-beta-N-acetylglucosaminyltransferase B-like. Gene Ontology annotation, cellular component: Golgi stack; endoplasmic reticulum-Golgi intermediate compartment; endoplasmic reticulum. The record is from RefSeq and is a predicted model, not a curated record. Bases 90 to 1019 code for a protein of 309 amino acids. Lineage: Eukaryota; Metazoa; Chordata; Actinopteri; Perciformes; Anarhichadidae. Gene Ontology annotation, biological process: protein N-linked glycosylation. The transcript is spliced from 6 exons. Gene Ontology annotation, molecular function: acetylglucosaminyltransferase activity.
CUUUCCUCCCCCCCUCCUCCCCUCUCCCUCAUACCCUCCCUCCGUCAGUCCCUCUCCUCCCCCCUUCUCGGUGCGGACAUGCUCCGGAGAUGAGGCUCCGAAAUGUCUCCUUCCUGACGGUCUUGUUGUUCGGGCUGUGCGGGCUGGUCUCCGUGUCCUGGUACACCGCCUUCAGCAGCUCCAGAGGAGAUGUGGUGGAUAUCUACCAGAGGGAGUUCCUGGCGUUGAGGGAGCGCCUCCACUCGGCCGAGCAGGAGAACCUGCGGCGCUCCAAAGAGCUGAAUCUGGUCCUGGAGGAGAUCAAGAGGGCCAUCGCUGAGAAACAGGCGCUCAGAGACAUCAACCGCACCUGGAGCAGCCUCUCCGAGGAGACGAGGCUGAAGCUGUGGAAUGUGAGCAACAGUAAAAACGUCCUGCAGCUUCCUUCCAUCUUCCAUCAUCUUCCUCACCUGCUGAACAGAGAGGACAGCCUGCAGCCGGCCGUGCACCUGGGACAGGGACGCACCGGAGUCUCCAUAGUGAUGGGGGUUCCCAGUGUGAAGAGGGAGGUCCACUCGUACCUGACCGACACACUCAACUCUCUGAUGUCAGAGCUCAGUCCCACCGAGAAAGAGGACUGCGUCAUCGUCGUCUUCAUCGCAGAGGCCGACCAGCAGUACGCCAGCAGUGUAGCAGACAACCUGAAGCGCCUUUUUCCAGCAGAGAUUCAGUCGGGUCUUCUGGAGGUCGUCUCUCCGUCUGUCCACUUCUACCCCGACUUCUCUCGACUCCGGGAGUCCUUCGGAGACCCAAAGGAGAGAGUCAGGUUAGUGUGUGUGUGUGUGUGUGUGUGUGUGUGUGUGUGGCUUCAGGACAGGAAACUCCUCUUUCACCAUAAAAGUCUGUUUUUAAUAACAAAAGAAGUGGAUCAUCAGUGUUAUUUCUUCCCCUCAGCAGCUGUUUGUAAAGUACGAAGAACAUCACUGAGCAGCUUUAAAUCAUUCAUUCAUCUUUAUUUCUAUUUUGAUCUACUUUCAUAAAUCUGUUUGAAUGCUUUCCCAACAUGAAGCAGGUUGUAACGCAUUCAUUCAUCUUUAUUUCUAUUUUGAUCUACUUUCAUAAAUCUGUUUGAAUGCUUUCCCAACAUGAAGCAGGUUGUAACGCAGCAGGAGCUCAUUAGAUUUAUGAGCAGAGCUCAUUAAAGCUGGUUAACAGAGAAACCCUUCAUAAGUAGACGGGUUUCAAGUGAAACUAUAAGAACUGAGGAAGAAAACUAUUAGAGUGAGUUUUAAUUGGUGUGUUUCCACUCGUGGUCGCUUCCUGAGGGGCUUUCAACCGCACCUCAUGGUCUUCAUCAAUGUGUAAAUUAGACUUCGACACAAGGGACAAGUUCUACAAGACAAGGCUACAAGAUGGGGAAACCCACCUUAGUGUCUCCCUAACGGAUUCAGUGGAGACUGUGGAGACCUCGGGGCCUUUUGGGACCACAGAGUCUUUGCGGAUCAUGGGGCCCUUGCGGAUCAUGGGGCCCUUGCGGAUCAUGGGGCCCUUGCGGAUCAUGGGGCCCUUGCGGACCUCAUGUGCUCAUGUUGCCCGGCUGGUAGUCCUUUCUGCUUCAACCUCUCUUGAUGUUUGAAUGAAACAAUAAUUAACAAACAAGUUGUUUCACUCAAAGUCAGUUUAUAAGUUUCAGAGUUUGUUGAGUUUUACUUAAACCUGAAAAACUGACUCUAACUUUAAGUAACUGCAGUUUAUCAUAACUAAAGCGCUCUCUCUCUCACUCUCACACACACACACACUCUCACACACACACACUCUCACACACACACAGUCACUCACUGUUUUACCUGCGUGUGAGAUUUAUCAGCUCCAGUAAUCAGAGAGGUGUGUGUGUGGUGUUAGCUAGCUCAGUAUGGUUCAGAGCCUCAUGAAAUAGCCAUGACAGGCUGACAGACGCCUGGGGAGCUG